AUGUCUGAUUCUCCUCUCCUCACUAUUCCUACAGAGCUCCUCAUCGAAACUCUCAGUUUCCUCGACGCUGCCUCCUUGUGUCGAUGCAGAGAGGUCUGUCGAGAUCUGAAAACCCUUGUGGACUCGACCUCUGUCCUUCAGUACAAAAUCGAACUAUACGCGACCGGGACUGAAAGCAGCAUCCUCGACAAUCGCAAUGUCGCAUCCCGUCUGGAAAAGUUGAAGUCCUACGAUAAAGGAUGGGCCCAGCUCGCCUUUUCUGCGCGCGAUAACAUCCCCAUGAAACGCGGGGGUGUUUGGGAACUCUAUGGUGGAGUUCUCGCUCAGAACAGUCGAAUGGGGACCUUUUACUUCAAUCGUCUUCCGUCCACGAUUCGAGGCAUCAAGGCAAAGGCAUGGACCAUGGAGCCUCCGUCGUUCCAGGUCCGUGACUUUGGUAUGGAUCCGUCCCAGGAUCUUUUGGUUAUGAUCGAAAGGCCCAAAUGGUCAAGGGCUCGUGGAGAGACCACACACACCCUCCAUUUGCUUUCCCUGGAAAACAAUCCUGGCCAACCUCACCCCCUUCCUCGCCCCGAGAAUAGAGUCCUACAUCUCGUCCAAGGAUUCAGGGACCCUGGAUUUUCUUAUACUAUCCAGGUCUCUGGCGAUCAUAUCGGGCUGCUUGUAAUAACCGCCCAUUACAGAUUGCACGAGUUUGUGAUUUGGAACUGGAAAACGGGCAACAUGCUCUUGGACACUGUCAGCGAGAGCAUUCUGUCGUUCUCGUUUCUAUCCGACGAGCACGCGUUGAUAUGUUAUAUCCUCCCGGACCUGGACGAGGAUGAUCAGAACUUUGCAGAACCCACUCUGACCGUCGUAAACUUUAUGAAGGAAGGCAACGAGAAAAAGAAUUUCGACCAACUCAAAACCACGAUUUCGUUCCGCUAUCCUCCUUUAAAUCGCGAUCUGUUUAUCCCCGUCGCCUUCGAAGUUCGCUCUGAUCCAUCACCGCCUUGGGAACCUCGCUUUGACGUUAACGUCCCUUUCCAUCUCGCCAAGAAUCAUCGCGUUUAUAUCGUGUCGCUCUGGGUACAGGUCUCGGAGGGGAUCCAAUGCCUUAUGAUGUUUGUUCCCCUCACCACCUUCAUGAAACAUCUCGAGCAGGCUCCAUUGGAGAAAGAAGAAAACCGAAUUCGGAUUUGGGACGAAUGGGGACCCACCGGGACCCGCCUCAUGAUUUCACCGCAUUCUCACUCACAUGUCUGGGUAUGCUAUGUAUACGGCACACGAUAUGUUGCGCUGGAGUCGCACAAUGUUCUGAGAAGGGACGAGUUGCUGUGCAGAACCUACGAUUUCAAUCAGCCCGGGCUACGCAGGGCACUGCGUACAGCAGACGAGAGUCAGAUUGUCAGGGAGGAAGGAGUUGGGGAAGAGAUCAAAACGUCAACAGAAACGAUUUACCAAUUGGCCCCGACCGUGAUUCCAGAGGGAGACAUCUUUGCCCGGGAAGUACGAACAUCGUUACCGUACCGUUGGCGAUCCAUUCCACUCGGAGAUGUGGCAGGCAGGCUGCAGACCAGUUAUUCCGUGAUGUGCACAGAGGAUAACCUGAUUGUUAUUGACCAAAGGAACAAUGAGUAUAUCAUUCACAGCUUCUGA
Coprinopsis cinerea okayama7#130 is the source of this 1638-nucleotide messenger RNA. RefSeq lists its product as hypothetical. The record is from RefSeq and is a predicted model, not a curated record. The transcript has 5 exons. NCBI's taxonomy places the organism in Eukaryota, Fungi, Basidiomycota, Agaricomycetes, Agaricales, Psathyrellaceae. Bases 1 to 1638 code for a protein of 545 amino acids. Gene Ontology annotation, molecular function: protein binding.